UGCACAGACAUUGGAUUUCUGUUGUUCAGAUCGAUAAAUCGUGCAGUUGAAUAUGUUGGCUCUACGCAGCGCUGUUUUGGGAACUGCCAGAAAUGUUCCGGCCGUGUUGGGAUGCCGCAGCAAGCACACCCUGCCGGAUUUGCCGUACGACUUUGGCGCUUUGGAGCCGGUCAUCUGCCGUGAAAUCAUGGAGGUUCACCACCAAAAACAUCACAAUGCCUACGUCACGAACUUGAACGCCGCUGAAGAUCAACUGAAGGAGGCCGUGGCCAAGAAUGAUACUUCGAAGAUUAUCCAGCUGGGCGGUGCGAUCAAGUUCAACGGCGGUGGUCACAUUAAUCAUUCGAUCUUCUGGAAGAAUCUUUCACCGGAACGCUCGGAUCCGUCGGCUGAGCUGAAGAAGCUGCUGGAUCGGGACUUGCAAGGUUUGGAAAACUUCAAGAAGGAAAUGAAGGCCGCUGCCGUUGCAGUCCAAGGUUCCGGUUGGGCUUGGUUGGGUUAUAAUAAGAAGACGAAAUCUCUGCAGGUUGCUGCCUGUCCAAACCAAGACCCACUGGAAGCCACUACUGGCUUGGUUCCACUUUUCGGAAUCGACGUUUGGGAACAUGCUUACUACUUGCAGUACAAGAACCUGCGACCAAACUACGUCGAUGCCAUUUGGGAUGUCGUCAACUGGAAGGAUGUCUCCGAGCGCCUGGCGAAGGCACAAUAAAACCGAAAAACGUGUGCUUAAAUAUGUGCUUGUAACGAUUAGGUAGGGGCCCUCAAAAUUUACAUUGUACACACAAAAAAAGAUGUAACUCAAAAGUAAAAAAAAAAAACAUUAAAUUUGGGCCACACAUAAGGGUAGUUCAUUUAUUAUCAUAUAAUACGGGAUAACAUGAAAAUUUAUCGAGUAAUUUGAUGCAAAUUAUCCAUUAAUCACAAA
Messenger RNA from Ochlerotatus camptorhynchus, 928 nucleotides. RefSeq names its product superoxide dismutase [Mn], mitochondrial-like. The transcript has 5 exons. The record is from RefSeq and is a predicted model, not a curated record. Gene Ontology annotation, biological process: superoxide metabolic process. Bases 53 to 712 code for a protein of 219 amino acids. Gene Ontology annotation, molecular function: superoxide dismutase activity; metal ion binding. Gene Ontology annotation, cellular component: mitochondrion. Lineage: Eukaryota; Metazoa; Arthropoda; Insecta; Diptera; Culicidae.